AUGUUCUUUAAUCCAGUAAGAACAAUCAAGUUUUCUUUGGUGUUGUCGUUAUUAACAACACGAAACUCAAUUUUUCCCUCUUUUUCUUCUAUGACCGACGGCCGCUCCUUGUACGAGUACGUACGGCCGUCAAAAUCUAUGGUGGUGAUCCGUUUUCGUUCGUUUUCCUCUUCGUCUUCAGAUUCGUUUUCUGCGUCGUCGUCGUUUUCGUUUUCAUUUUCGUGUUCAUUUUGGUUUUCAUUUUCAUUUUCGUCGCCCCCAGACUCGUCCACGUCCCUUCCCGGAGUCGACUCGUCGGGAUCUUCAACCUUGACCUUCUUGGUCACCUCGCGGUCAGCGUCGUGCUUGCGCUUUCGAUCCACCAUGAUGAAGUUGACUUUGAGUUUUGUGGUGCUGCAGAUAAAAGCGCGAACAUCCUGCACACAAUCCAUACUGUACUCAUCUCUUUUUCAGCUCAUCGCAUCAUUAAUCAUCAUGUCCAACUAUACCCACCUCCAAAACACACCUGCCCAGGUCGCCACGGUGCUCUGCUGCAACUGUGGUGUCCCCAUGGACGGCCUGAGCGGCUUGGUCAUGUGCCACGACUGUAUCAAGCUCACGGUGGACAUAACUGAGGGCAUUCCAAGAGAGGCAAAUUUGUCAUUUUGUCGUAAUUGUGAGCGUUUUCUCCAGCCUCCCACCCAAUGGAUCCGUUGUGCGCUCGAGUCUCGAGAGUUGUUGGCGUUGUGUUUGCGGAAAUUGAAAGGAUUGAAUAAAGUACGUUUGGUGGAUGCCUCGUUCAUUUGGACAGAACCUCACUCGCGAAGGAUUCGGGUCAAGUUGACGGUCCAGGGUGAAGCCAUGGCUAAUACAAUCAUCCAGCAGACGUUUGAAGUGGAAUAUGUCGUGGUGGCGAUGCAGUGUGCUGACUGUGCCAAGUCUUAUACUACCAAUACUUGGCGCGCAACCGUGCAGAUCAGACAAAAGGUGGCUCACAAGAGAACAUUUUUGUACUUGGAACAGUUGAUUUUGAAGCACAAUGCUCAUGUGGAUACCGUGAACAUUCAGGAAACAAAAGAUGGGCUUGAUUUUUUCUAUGCUCAAAAAUCUCAUGCUGCAAAAAUGGUGGAGUUUCUCACCGCAGUGGCUCCCGUAAAGAAUAAGCGUUCGGAAGAAUUGGUCAGUCAGGAUAUCCAUUCGGGCUCAUCCCAGUACAAGUUUACCUUCUCCAUCGAAUUGGCUCCCAUAUGUAGAGACGAUUUGGUGGUGCUUCCCAAAAAACUUGCCCACUCUCUCGGCAACAUCACCCGAUUAGUCUUGUGUUCCAAAGUGUCCAGCAUGCUCCACUUCAUCGACCCCAGCACCCUCCAGACCGCCGAUUUGAACGCACCUCAAUACUGGCGUAGUCCAUUUCCUACGUUACUCGACGCUACUCAAAUGGUGGAAUUCAUCGUUCUUGACGUAGAACCAACCGGAGAUAUUCGCGGGAAAAACGUCUUGGCAGAUGUCACCGUCAGCCGUGCAAGCGACUUGGGCACCAACGACCAAACAUACUACAUCAGAUCACAUCUCGGAGCCAUUUUGCACCCGGGUGAUUCAUGCAUGGGAUACUUUUUGACCAACACAAACCUCAAUUCCGACCUUUGGGAUACCCUAGACACCGACAAUACUCCAGAAGUGGUGUUGGUGAAGAAACACUACGAAAGAAAGUCAAAGAAAUCGAAAUACAGAAACUGGAAGUUGAAGAGAAUGGCCAAGGAAUACAAUGAAAUGGACGAUGCUACCAGACAAGCACGCCAGGAACAAGAAAAGGCAGAAAGAGACUACGAGUUGUUCUUGCAAGAAUUGGAAGAGGAUGAAGAAUUGAGACAAACGGUUAAUAUGUAUAAGGCACCUACCCAGGCCCAAUUUGAAAGUGAUAUGGAUGAUGACGACGAGGCGCCAGAAGUUGGUUUGGACGAGUUGCUUGAUGAAAUGGACGAGAUGACAAUUAGCUAA
Meyerozyma guilliermondii ATCC 6260 is the source of this 1977-nucleotide messenger RNA. It is a transcript of the gene NMD3, whose product is annotated as ribosome-binding protein. The record is from RefSeq and is a predicted model, not a curated record. Gene Ontology annotation, cellular component: nucleus; cytoplasm. The transcript has a single exon. Gene Ontology annotation, molecular function: ribosomal large subunit binding. NCBI's taxonomy places the organism in Eukaryota, Fungi, Ascomycota, Pichiomycetes, Serinales, Debaryomycetaceae. Gene Ontology annotation, biological process: ribosomal large subunit export from nucleus. Bases 1 to 1977 code for a protein of 658 amino acids.